AUGUUAUUAAUCAAAUGCAUGUUGCCUAUAAUUGUGUCAGCAGUUUUAGUUGCUGGAUGCAUUAUACUUGUACUACAUAAAAGGAAAAAAGUUGAAAAUCGGCUUGAAAAGGAUUUAUCAACUAUAGGUGCUCAAAGAAGGUUUUCCUAUUAUGAACUUGUGCAAGCAACUAAUGGAUUCAGUGAGAGUAACUUAGUUGGAAAGGGAAGUUUUGGAUCUGUGUAUCAAGGGAUGCUUUCUAGUGGGGAGAUAGUUGCUGUUAAAGUUAUUGAUUUGAACUUUGAAGCAACGUCAAAGAGCUUGAAUCUAGUUGAGAUUAUCAGUAGUUGUUCAAAUGCUAAUUUCAAAUCCUUGGUGAUGAAGUUUAUGUCAAAUGGAAGUGUUGAAAAAUGGUUGUAUUCAUAUAACUAUUGUUUAGAUUUCUUGCAAAGACACAUGGUUGCACAUGUUACCGAUUUCAGUAUUGCCAAACUUUUGGAUGAUGGACAAUCCAAAAUUCAUACAGAGACUUUAGCUACUCUUGGCUAUGUUGCACCAGAGUAUGGUUCUAAGGGUGUUGUUUCUGUUAAAGGAGAUGUAUACAGUUUUGGAAUUAUGCUUAUGGAGAUCUUCACAAGAAAAAGACCAACAGAUGAAAUGGAAGUUGUGGAUUCCAAUUUAGUCCAGCAACAUGAGAAAACAAUUCAUGACAUUGUGUCUCAUGUAUCAUCUAUUUUUGCUUUAAGCUUGAGUUGUUGCGCAGAUAAACCUAAAGAGGGAAAUAACAUUACAGAUAUCACUGCAUCAUUGAUCAAAAUCAAGACCUUAUUCCUCCAAGAAAAAGGAAAUGAAGAUGUGAAAAUAGGCUUGUGA
Vicia faba (fava bean) is the source of this 852-nucleotide messenger RNA. The record is from the annotation of a GenBank genome assembly. NCBI's taxonomy places the organism in Eukaryota, Viridiplantae, Streptophyta, Magnoliopsida, Fabales, Fabaceae.